GGAGUUAGGCGCGUGGUGCAUUGUGGGAGGGAGGUAGGGACAACCUGAGGGCCAUGGAGAGUAGCAGGGAUGCGCCAGUUACCGCACGUGAACCUGUCCCCUUAUCCCAUGACUGCUAAGUUUACUCAAGAGCCUUUGGUGUGGAACUUUGUUAAAAGCUUUUUGGAAGUCCAAGUAUACUAUGUCAACUGGAUCACCUUUAUCCACAUGCCUGUUGACACUCUCAAAGAACUCCAAAAGCCAUCCAGCCUCGAGAAAGAAGUGGGGAGGGACAUCUUCCUGUACAUCGCCCAGGGAAAGCCAGCCGGUGGUUUGGAGUCACCAUGCCUAAAUCGGUCAAGACCAACGUCAACAUUCUCCACCAGGAGAAGCUGAUUGCCCAGAAGAAGCGGGAGAUUGAGGCCAAGCUGGAACGGCAGGCCAAACGGAACCACUUGGUCAGCCAACAGUCCUCACAGGCCAGCGACGACGACAGCGGUGACGGGGAAAGUUCCGUUUCCAACAAGUUUGCCAAUGACGGCAGCUUCCUUCAACAGUUCCUCAAGCUGCAGAAAGAAAAAUCUGGAAAUGAUGCCUCCUCCAGCUCUGCCGCAGCCCUUGCAACCAACGCCCCGGCUUUGAGUGCCGUAAAGAAGCCCCCCCUGAGCGGGAAGCGCCCCAACCUCAGCGUCAGCAGUAUGCUGAACCAAGUCAAAAACUACACCCAUUCCAAACAGACGCCCGUGACCAGCCGCCCGAGCGUUUUCCAGGCGCCAGACGAGGAAGAAGAAGAAGACUAUGAGCAGUGGCUGGAGAUCAAAAUUUCACCCCCAGAGGACAUCAAGACCCGCCGAGUCGUGGAGAAGCUGGCCAGGGUGGUUGCCGAAGGGGGACCGGAGAUGGAGAAGGUGGCGCUGGAGGACUGCAAGGACAACCCCACCUUUGCGUUUCUGCAUGAUAAGAACAGCCCGGAGUUUCUGUACUACAGAAAGAAACUGGCAGAGAUGUGGAAAAAGGGCCAAGACCCGGAGAGGCCCCCUCUUAAGAAAGUUUCACCCCCAGAGGAUGAAGAGACCAAGGACUGUGCCGAGAAACUGGCAAGGUUCGUGGCAGAUGGCGGCCCCGUGGUGGAAAUGGUCGCCCUGAAGAACCACCGCAAGAACCAGGCUUUCAGGUUUCUGUACGAACCCAACAGCGCCGGCUACAGGUAUUACCGGCAGAAGCUGGAGGAGUUCCGGAAAGCCAACAGCGACGCGGAGGGCAUGCCCCCCAUGCUGGAGUCCAACCUGAAGCGCAAAGCUGCCCCCGAAGCGGGGGCGCCCUCUUGCUCGGCGCCCGCACCGGCCCCCGCACCGGCCCCCGUGGCCUCCUUGCCAAAGCCAGUUCCAGCGGCCGCUGCAAAGAAGAAACGGAAAAGCCGCUGGGGCCCCGAGGAGGAGAAGGUGGACUUGCCACCCCCUGAGCUUGCCCAGCAGACAGAGGACCCUUCGCCUACCCCCUUGUCAGACAAGGACCUCAAAGGGCUUGGAUAUGAGAAGGGGAAGCCCGUCGGCCUGGUGGGCGUAACGGAGCUCUCGGAUGCCCAGAAGAAACAGCUGAAAGAACAGCAAGAGAUGCAGCAAAUGUACGACAUGAUCAUGAAGCACAAGCAGGCCAUGCAGGAGAUGCAGAUCAUGUGGGAGAAGACGGUCAAAGAGCACCAGCACGGCUACGACAGCGACGAGGAGGUGGACAACGACCUGGGGACGUGGGAGCAUCAGCUGCGCCGCAUGGAGAUGGACAAGACGCGGGAGUGGGCAGAGCAGCUGACUCAGAUGGGCCGAGGAAAGCACUUCAUUGGGGACUUCCUGCCACCUGACGAGCUGGAGAAGUUCAUGGAGACUUUCAAGGCGCUGAAGGAAGGUCGCGAACCCGAUUACUCGGAAUACAAGGAGUUCAAGCUGACGGUGGAGAACAUCGGCUACCAGAUGCUGAUGAAGAUGGGGUGGAAAGAAGGAGACGGCUUAGGCACUGAGGGCCAGGGAAUCAAAGCCCCCGUUAACAAGGGAGUGACGGCGAUAGACGGAGCAGGAUUCGGGAUCGACCGUCCCGCCGACUUGACCAAGGAAGACGACGAGUACGAGGCGUUCCGCAAGCGGAUGAUGUUGGCGUACAGAUUCCGACCCAACCCGCUGAACAAUCCCAGGCGUCCAUACUACUGACGCGGUGGCGCUUGCCUGCCCUCCCUUCCAAGUGGUGGUUGGUUUGUACUGUGAUGCGUUACAAAACCCCUCCCUCCCUCCCUCCCUCCUCUCUUUGUGUUGCUGUUGGGAGUUUUAAAUCAGCUCGGGAGACCCAUCUUUCCUCCUUUGGACCUGCGUUAGCCUUGGCGUUCCCUUCCUUGGAGUUCCCAAAAAAGAUUGCCCACCCUUUUAAUCCAGAGACCUCCCAGAUGAAAGAGUAGUCAGCCGUUGCUCCAGAGGCCUGUCGGUGUUCAAAUCUUGGCCAGGUGGCUCUUACAGUUCAGGUUCUUAGAAGAGGUCCUCCCCUCCCCUCCUCUCCUCUCCCCGCUUGGAGCACUGGGAACGACUCCUGCAUUGCUAAUCCGCAAGACCGGCAAUCUAUGGUGUCUGAAACGGGGAGGGGGGGGGCGCUGAGAAGAAACUCCCCCUCUCCCACACAAUCACGAAGUUGAAUUCUUUUCUCUUCUUUCUUUUUAAAACCAGGCUUGGAUUGCAGUGCAAGCGGGGGGGGGGGUGUAAUUCAAGAGGUUUCCUUUUUGGUUCUGUUCAGGGCUUAAUUUUGUCCCCAUCUCCAAAGUGAGAAAAGCGCAGGAGCGUAGAUCUGAGACUGUUCUGGUUUCGGAGGCCUGUGGGGGUGGGAACCCUUUUCCUCACUUGCUGUGUUUAAAGAGAGAUUAUUUCAUCUUGGACUGCACCCAGUCUGAAGCAGACGCCAGAACCCCUUUUGCUACAUCCUCGCCCACAAGAUCCUAAGAAUUGUCUAGGGUUACCCCAAAGGAGGUGGUUUGGGGGGUGUGCGUGGAGGGGGUGGCUUCUGUUCCUAUACACCACCCAAAAAACUCCACAGACUCUCCUCCUUUCAUGGACACACAGUGUUUUGGUCUCUCUCCUGUCAUCUUAUCUCUACCUGAAUAACCAAAAUGAAUUGUGCCACUUCUAGUAUUUUUUUGGGUCGCUUCUUUUUGGCCAUCCCAGUCUCCCUGUUUAAUCUCAUGGAAUUGUAGUUUUAAUGCUUUUUGGCUUUCGACACAUUAAUAAAGUUAAAAAAUAAAUGCA
Hemicordylus capensis (graceful crag lizard) is the source of this 3257-nucleotide messenger RNA. RefSeq names its product SURP and G-patch domain containing 1 (gene SUGP1). Gene Ontology annotation, biological process: RNA processing. The transcript has 16 exons. Gene Ontology annotation, cellular component: nucleoplasm. Gene Ontology annotation, molecular function: RNA binding. NCBI's taxonomy places the organism in Eukaryota, Metazoa, Chordata, Lepidosauria, Squamata, Cordylidae. Bases 324 to 2180 code for a protein of 618 amino acids. The record is from RefSeq and is a predicted model, not a curated record.